Episyrphus balteatus (marmalade hoverfly) is the source of this 1437-nucleotide messenger RNA. RefSeq names its product malate dehydrogenase, cytoplasmic (gene Mdh1). Gene Ontology annotation, biological process: oxaloacetate metabolic process; malate metabolic process; tricarboxylic acid cycle. NCBI's taxonomy places the organism in Eukaryota, Metazoa, Arthropoda, Insecta, Diptera, Syrphidae. Gene Ontology annotation, cellular component: cytosol; mitochondrion. The transcript is spliced from 2 exons. Gene Ontology annotation, molecular function: L-malate dehydrogenase (NAD+) activity. The record is from RefSeq and is a predicted model, not a curated record. The coding region runs from base 171 to 1172 and encodes 333 amino acids.
CUUUUUCAGUUCCAUUUUGUAAGCUCGAACGUGAAGAGUGGUGGCGUGUUCAGUUGCAACAUUUUGUCACAAAAAUAAUCACUUACAAAGCAGUAUUUUAAUUUUUGCAUUUAUCACAAAUUGAAGAUUGUAUUUUUUUUUGUUAAAAAUAAAUAAAAAAAAAAAACAAAAUGAGUGAACCAAUUCGUGUUGUUGUAACUGGCGCUGCUGGUCAAAUCGCCUACUCCCUAUUGUACAUGGUUGCCCGUGGUGAAGUCUUUGGCAGGGAUCAGCCUCUUAUUUUGCAUUUAUUAGACAUUCCACCAAUGGCUGGCGUCUUGGAAGGUGUUGUCAUGGAAUUAGCUGAUUGUGCUCUUCCCCUGGUCCGUGAAGUUGUUCCCACAACAGAUCCAGCUGUCGCUUUCAAGGAUGUCUCAGCUGCAUUCUUGGUUGGUUCAAUGCCCCGCAAAGAAGGUAUGGAACGCAAGGAUCUUCUCUCCGCCAAUGUAAAAAUCUUCAAAGUCCAAGGACAAGCUUUGGAUAAGUUUGCACGUAAAGAUAUUAAGGUCUUGGUUGUUGGUAACCCAGCUAACACCAAUGCCCUCGUUUGCUCCCACUAUGCCCCAUCAAUUCCAAAGGAGAACUUCAGUGCAAUGACACGUUUGGAUCAAAAUCGUGGAACAGCACAAAUUGCAGCUAAGCUUUCGUUGCCAAUCAGUGCCGUGAGCAACGUCAUUAUCUGGGGUAACCACUCAGCCACACAAUUCCCCGAUGCCAGAAGUGCUAAGGCAAUCAUUAACGGUACAGAAAAAGCUGUCUGGGAUGCUAUUGGUGAUACAUCUUUCUUGGAGGGACCAUUUGUCGAGAUUGUGCAAAAGAGAGGUGCUGCAGUCAUUGCCGCACGUAAAAUGUCUUCAGCAAUGUCUGCCGCUAAGGCUGCUUGCGAUCACAUGCACGAUUGGUGGAAUGGAACUAAGCCCGGUCAAUUUGUAUCGAUGGGAGUGAUUUCCGAUGGAAGCUAUGGUGCCCCCAAGGAUGUUGUCUUCUCAUUCCCAGUCGAAAUUAAGAACAAGCAAUGGAGCAUUGUUCAAGGAUUAACCCUUGAUGAUUUCGCCAAGUCAAAAUUGGCCAUUACUAGCAAGGAAUUGUUGGAAGAGAAAACAGAAGCUAUGGCUGUAUGCAAUGCAGAAUGACUGCAUGGCGAAGCAAAAUUGUAGUAAAGAAUAGUUUUGUUUCCUCUUUUAUUUCUUUCGAUUUUGUAUUUUGUUGGAAAACUUUGUCGAGCUAUUUUAUUUCGAAAGAAAUAUAAAUUAAGUUAAUUUUUUGUUUAACGGUAAAGUUGCAUUCAAAAUUAAUGCGGAUAUUAGUUAUUAAUAAAUUUGUUUUUCUUAUAGUUGAAAAGAGGAAUGAUUGUUAAAAUUAUUAUUGUAAAUAAAUUGAAAUGCAUUUUAUAGAGUA